CGGUGCGGCGGCGGAAGAUCAGCGAACGCUGGUGUGAACAUGGCGGAGACCGUACGCUCGCUCUUCGACUACCGGGAGGCUCACAGUCUGGACAGCGAUGGAGAAGGCAUGAAACCGGCACCGCCACUGCGGGGGCGUGGCUGUGGAAGGAAAAGGAAAGGGACACCUGUGAAAGUCUUUGUUACUCACGCUGAGGAGGAGAGUGUUGCUGAACACAGCCUCAGUCAAGGUGAUCGCAAAGAAGCAGCAGAGAAUAAACGUCCCACACUCGAUGGACCUUUCUACAACACAGAAAAUGUGCCACUCGUCUGUGGUCCAUCAGAGCAGACUCAUGGCAAAGUCACAUCAGGAUCCAAGACAAGCUCAUGCUCAGCCUCUACACCCACUGCUCCUAGUUCCUCUGCUCCAACCCCAACUCCACUUCCAGCUCCUGCCCCGACCACGGUGACAUCAUCCCAGGCUCGGUCUCUGACUCCUGCGUCCACUGCUCCAGCUGCCCCGACAGCAUCUGCCCCUGCCCCCACGGCCAGCUCCUUCCCUCCCUCCCCGAACUGCCGUAUCCGAGAGGUCCACUGUGGCAGCCAGGUGAGGCUAGUGGUCAUCGCCAUCCGAGACAUCACCAAGGGUGAGGAGAUCACUGUGGACUACAGCCUGACAGAGUGGGGAGAGAACCUGGGUUUCCGAGGUACUGUGUCUCCAGUUCAUCAUGACUGUAACUCUGACACUGAGACGGGAAAUAAUAUCAAAAAGGAGGAUGAGCCUCUCCCUCUGACAGCCCAGCAGCAGCAACGGCAACACCAACAGCAGCGACAGCAGCAGCAGGAGUAUGUCACUCCCUCCUGGUCCCUCUCCCCCUCCUCCUCCCCCAUUUCUCACUCUGACGCCAGUGACUCAGAUGCUGGAGAUGAGGACAACACUAGCCCCCGUGGGCGCGCGCUACGCCGACGCAAAAAACGCCGUGGAACCCCUUCAAAGAAAAAGACCCCCCAUCGGACCCCACCUGGGCGUCCAACACCUGUCCCCUCUGCAGGCAUUUCUCAUCCAAGCCGUUUGCUUUCUUCAUCCCACCCUUCGUCACAGUCCCCCCCUCCUUGCUCUUCAUCCUCCUCUUCUACAGCGAAGCCUGUGUUUAAAGCUCCGGCUCCUCUGGGUGCUAACAACACAAGCAGUAUGAACAUAAACACUCAAAGAGUAGGUGUGUCCAUUGACUCUAUGCGUCAAACAUGUGAGUACUGUGGACGCCACUUCCGCUCUUUGGGCCGGCACUUAGACAAACACCACGCCCACCAACCAGAGGUGUGCUCCGCCCUUGUAGAGCGCUACACACAGAUGCCCCGCCUGCACGCACAGAACACACACCCUCCCACUGCUAACACACACUCUCAUCAGCACUCAAAGUCAUCUCAUGCUGCGGGACACGGCAGCGUCCAGGACCUCUCCCUGUCUCCGCCCACUCUAACAGCAGCAAGCCAGUCCCCUUCAUCCUCUAGCAGAAACCCCACCCCUCCAGUGCUGACUCCUCCUCGAGGACAGAACGCCGUACCGGUUUCUGUGUUAAAGAGGAGCCCACCUCCUGUGACGGUGUCACAGUCCAGGAAGGGAGGGGUGAAGAGGUUUAAGAAAGAAAGGGCAGAGGAGGAGGAGGAAGAGGAGGAGGAAGAGGAGGAAGAUGAAGAAGAUGUGGAGGUGGUGGAGGUGAAGAGGCACAAAGAGGAGGAGGAUGUUGAUGUGGUGACCCCACAGUCCUUCAGGUCAAAUAAAGACAUGGUGCCACCAAAAGCAGAGGACGAUGAGGAGGAUGAGGAAGAGGAGGAGGAGGAGAAUGGAGUGAUGGAGGUGGAAGAUGAAAGUGGGGGUGAAGACAAGGAAAAGGACUUGUUAAGUGGAUCAGGGCGUCACCACUUGCUGCCUCUCCUCUCGUCCCUGUCUUCUCUUGUUCUGUACCUCCGUCGGCUGCAGCACUCAGCCUUCCUGUCUCUGUCUCGGCAACUUCAGUCAGCCGAGGCCUGGCGUCUUCUCUGCCACUCUAGCCUCGCCCUCCUUAUCCUCUACAACCGAAGACGUGAAUGCGAAGUCUCUAAGCUGUCCAUCGCUGAAUAUCGAGCUCGUGUCACUCCCCAGUGUCCCGUUCCUGUCCCUCCUGGUGCCCCUCCAGCUCUAACCCCUCUGGAGGCCUCCCUGUCCCCCUUUGAGCGCCUUGUGCUUCCCCACCUUCCAAGGGUAGGGGUUCAGGGUAAACGUGGACGAGUCCAGCCCCUUAUCCUCCCCCCUCACUGCGAGCCCUGCCUGGAGCUUCUCCUGCAAACGCGGCAUGAUGUUGGUGUGGACCCUGCAAAUCCGUACGUCUUCGCCCGGCCCUACCACUCCCCUGCCACCCCACUGCGAGGCACCGACCUCCUUCGCAGUCUGGCUCGCUCAAGUGGCACCCGCAAUCCCCGCGCCCUUACCCAGACUAGAGUCCGACGACAAGUAGCUAUUUUGACCCAGCUGCUGCUGUUGGGAGAGGGAGAGGAACCCAGGCAGCCUGGAGGCAGCGCGGUGGAGAGACUGGAGCACUUCCUGGAGAGGGAGUACCAUGUCACGCAGAACUGUGCCGGGAUUGGCCAAGACCCGGGGCUGAUGGGCAGAGUGGGCCGGGUCGUGCUUUGCGGAGAGAGAGAUGGGGUGCUGUUCAGAGGAAUGAGCCUGAACCACAUCUGCCUGGAGCUGGAUGUCAUGUCUGGGAACUCUGCAGACUCAUACUCAGAGGGGGACUCUGAGGGUGAGCAGGUGAAAGAGAAGUGUGAGCCACCUAACACCGCACCUGCUACGACCCCUACACCAACCCUGCUGUACGUGAGGAAAGGCAAGAACAACGGGAGGGUAGGACGACCCAAAAAGUUCAAGAACACCCAGCCGCCCCCUCCACCACCUCCUCCACCUCCACCUGCAAACCGCAGGAGAGGCUCAGGUCAGCCAUCAUCAGGAAAGCGAGGCGUCCUUAAGCGACCCUGGUCCGAGGCGGAGCGUGCAGCAGUCGAGGAGCACCUGACCCAAAACAUCACAGAGCUGCGAGUCCCCGCCAAGGCUGACUGUGAGCGCUGCCUGCAGAAGUGCCCCCUGCUGGUCAACAACCAUCGCGACUGGAGAGCCAUCAAGUUCUACUGCCACAACCGCAUCCAGCUGCUGAAGAAAAACCAGCGGCGUGAGAGUCAGCCCCAGCCCCUUACUGUCUGCUGAGAGGAAGGGAAGGGUAGUGUUAAUGGUACUGUGUCCAGGAAAUGCACUAACUUUGAGGGAUCGGUCCUAAAUUUCACUUUACUCUUCUUUGGCAUAGCUGACACUAAUGGCGUUCUCAUUCUUAGCCAUACAGGAACAGAGGUUUUCUUUUUUGCUGCUCUCUUUUAAGGUCUUAAAAUGACACUAGAGUCCUUAUGGUGCUCCUGGUUUGAGGGUUACUGCUCAGUCUUGUUGAAAACAGUGUACUUGGACGGGUCAGUCUGAAACACACCUUUGGGGACUUUGACCAUGGCUAUCGCUGUAGCCUGUGCUGUCUUGUAUAUGGACAUUUUUUCCUCUCCUUCCAAAAUGGACACACUAAACUGAAAAGUAAACAGGGGACACAGUUGAGCCCUUCAGUGUUGUUACAUGAACGUCGUGAAGUAGCAUUAGUGUUUACGCACUUGGGGACGUUAAUGGGACAAAUGGCCUGAGUGUGGGCUGCACUUUUCUAACUAGUGGUUAUAUACAAGUAGAGUAGGAUUAACUACUACUAACCGUAGAAGAAUGGCAAGAUUUUGCCUCAAACAAGCUAGUUCUUUUCAUAUUGCUAACUGUGCAAUUCAGACUAUAGUUUCAUUAUUUUUGGACCUUAAUUUACAUGUAAGGUACUAGUCGACUGAAUGACUAACUCUCUUUGCAGUGACUAUGAAGUUUUGUUUAAUUAAAUGUAACCCAACAUAAUGAUGGAGAUAAUCUUCCAGAGUGGGAGGUGUAGGUUUCAUGAGAGACAAUUAAAUGGCCUCUGAAUGUUGUGAAUCUACCUUUGAAUACCUAAGAUGUUUAGUUAAUCAACAAAAUCAAGACACAAGAAAACAGUUCUGAAAACUGGUUAACUCAAAAUCUCAAGAUACCAUAUCCCCCAGACUAAUGAUGUGUUCUUGUUUCCUCAUUGUUUGUCGUUUUUUUUUUAUUUUUACUUUUAAGCCUGGUGCACUUUCGUUUUCUGUCAUCAGUGAAAGCCCUGCCCCAGGUCUAUAAGCUGGAUAUCACUUUAUAUGUGGAGAGGAGACUUUCCUGUGUUGUGUUAAAAGUUUCUUAAAAAGUGGGCAUUUAUCAGAGAAGUGAUUGUUCUGUGUUUUCAUGUUGUCUGUGUUGUUGUUCUAUUCCCACAUGGCUAGAGCUCCUCUUGUCCUUUCCCCUUUCAACCACACUACACAGUUUGCAGCUCGACCAAAUUUCUGGUCUCUUCUCAGUGUUACUGGAAAUCUGCGUUUAUUGGACUAAAAUCCUCCAUAUAAACCUCAAGACAGAUACUUGAAGUAAAUGAAACCUUUUUUGGUCCUUCAUCUUUUGUUCUUUCUUGCUCUAGCCUUGCCAGUUACAUUGUACAUAGAACAAAUAUAUUAUCAUUAUGCUAACUGGUUGUUUGUGCUAGACUAUAUGUAGCUUUUUUUUCCAUUUCUGAGUUCUUGCUAUCUGUACAUAAGCCUGUUUGUAAAUACUCUUCAAAGAAACAAAGAAAAAAACAAAAUGUAAGACAUGCCUUGGUUAUUGUGUUAUGUUUUUUUUUUAUAAGUCUUAUAAAAAUUUAAACUCC
This is a messenger RNA of Cheilinus undulatus (humphead wrasse), 4798 nucleotides long. Its product is annotated as serine/arginine repetitive matrix protein 1. Gene Ontology annotation, molecular function: protein binding. The record is from RefSeq and is a predicted model, not a curated record. Lineage: Eukaryota; Metazoa; Chordata; Actinopteri; Labriformes; Labridae. The transcript is spliced from 9 exons. The coding region runs from base 40 to 3219 and encodes 1059 amino acids.